Arxiozyma heterogenica is the source of this 1533-nucleotide messenger RNA. RefSeq names its product amidophosphoribosyltransferase (gene ADE4). The transcript has a single exon. Gene Ontology annotation, biological process: purine nucleobase biosynthetic process; purine nucleotide biosynthetic process. The record is from RefSeq and is a predicted model, not a curated record. NCBI's taxonomy places the organism in Eukaryota, Fungi, Ascomycota, Saccharomycetes, Saccharomycetales, Saccharomycetaceae. The coding region runs from base 1 to 1533 and encodes 510 amino acids. Gene Ontology annotation, cellular component: cytoplasm. Gene Ontology annotation, molecular function: amidophosphoribosyltransferase activity.
AUGUGUGGUGUUUUAGGUAUAGUAUUAGCUGAUCAAAGCCGUAUGGUGGCACCAGAAUUAUGUGAUGGUUGUAUCUUUUUACAACACAGAGGUCAGGAUGCUGCAGGUAUUGCCACUUGUGGUAACCGUGGUAGAAUUUAUCAAUGCAAAGGCAAUGGUAUGGCAAGAGAUGUCUUUACUCAAAACAGGGUUGCUGGCUUAGCUGGAUCCAUGGGUAUUGCUCACCUACGUUAUCCAACAGCAGGGUCAUCUGCUAACUCUGAAGCCCAACCAUUCUAUGUCAAUAGUCCCUAUGGGAUCAAUUUAGCUCACAAUGGUAAUUUGGUUAACACUGCAUCUCUAAGUAGGUAUAUGGACGAAGAUGUCCAUAGACAUAUCAAUACUGAUAGUGACUCUGAGUUGCUGUUAAACAUCUUUGCGGCUGAGUUGGAAAAGCAUAAUAAAUAUAGAGUCAAUAACGAAGAUGUUUUCCUUGCUCUUGAAGGUGUGUACAGAUUAUGUCGUGGUGGUUAUGCUGUUGUUGGUAUGUUAGCUGGUUUUGCCAUGUUUGGUUUCAGAGAUCCAAAUGGUAUCAGACCGUUGCUGUUUGGUGAACGUGUCAACAAGGAUGGGUCUAAGGAUUAUAUGUUGGCUUCGGAGAGUGUUGUGUUAAAGGCUCAUAAUUUCAAUAAGUUCCGCGACUUGUUACCAGGUGAAGCUGUUAUUGUACCAAAGGAUUUGUCUAAGGGAGAACCAGAAUUUAGACAAGUGGUUCCUAUGAACAGUUAUAGACCAGAUUUGUUUGAAUACGUUUAUUUUGCGAGACCCGACAGUGUCUUGGACGGAAUCUCAGUUUAUCACACAAGAUUAGAGAUGGGUGUUAAGCUGGCUGAAAACAUUAGAAGUAAAGUGUCACCAGAUGAUAUUGAUGUGGUUAUGGCCGUGCCAGACACAGCUAGAACAUGUGCUAUGCAAUGUGCCACCACACUAGGGAAACCAUACCGUGAAGGUUUUGUUAAAAACAGAUACGUUGGUAGAACUUUCAUUAUGCCAAAUCAGGAACAACGUGUUUCUUCAGUGAGAAGGAAAUUAAAUGCGAUGGAAUCUGAAUUUAAGGGGAAGAAUGUAUUGAUUGUUGAUGACUCUAUUGUCAGAGGUACCACAUCUGUUGAGAUUGUUAAUAUGGCCAAGGAAUCUGGUGCCAAAAAAGUAUAUUUUGCAUCAGCAGCUCCAGCUAUUCGCUAUAAUCAUAUCUACGGUAUUGAUUUGACCGAUAACAAGAAUUUGAUUGCAUUUGAUAGAACAGAAGAUGAAAUAGCUGAGCUGUUAGGUUGUGAAAAGGUUAUAUACCAGACGUUAGAAGAUUUGAUCGCAUGUUGUAAGACUGAUAAGAUUGACAAAUUUGAGGUUGGUGUGUUUACAGGUAAUUAUGUUACAGGUGUUGAAGAUGGAUAUUUAAAUGAAUUGGCAAGAGUUCGUGCAGAGAAUGCAAAGGCUACCUGUGAUUUGAAAUCGGAGGUAGAUAUUGGGUUAUAUAACUCGGCAGAUUAUUAA